Eublepharis macularius is the source of this 2250-nucleotide messenger RNA. RefSeq names its product butyrophilin subfamily 3 member A2-like. The coding region runs from base 421 to 2025 and encodes 534 amino acids. Lineage: Eukaryota; Metazoa; Chordata; Lepidosauria; Squamata; Eublepharidae. The record is from RefSeq and is a predicted model, not a curated record. The transcript has 14 exons. Gene Ontology annotation, molecular function: protein binding.
AGCUACAACUCUGUUAUUGAGGAGCGAGCAAUUGUAUAGGUUAUGGUGUGUGAACGAGCUCUUAGCCACUGUAUGACACCAAUCCACAUAAGUAUCUGUAAGAGCACACAAGAUUAGUCUUUGUAUGGCACAAACUUAAGUUUAGAGUAGAGGGAUGUGGAACAAUGAACUGCAGAUCAUAUUGCUAACUCCUAUCUACAUCUGUUCAGCAAGUGGAAAAUGAAAGAACAAAUCUAAUCAGCGGUAGACUUUUUCCAUGAAAGGCAAAGAAAAGUGAAGCAGAAGCUACAGAAAAGUGCAACAGAAGGAGGAUAUAUUGGAAUAUUCUGGGCAGAGACAGUGGUGAAUUAUGGAGCUAUGCUGUGCUAUGUUGUGAGCCUGGCAACAGUGAGGCUGAGAGGAGCCUCAUUCUUCUGACCCAUGUGUUCCUUAUCAACUGCAUUUUACAUCUGGACACUUCUACAGAUCUCUCAUGAGGUACAUGCAGGUCAGUUUAGAAUCACCCCACCCCCAAAUCCUGUCACUGGAUUUCUUGGAGCGGACAUAAUCCUGCCAUGCCAAGUAACAGACUUGAAUAUACCUGACAGCAACAGGAUCACUGUCCAAUGGACCUAUGACAAUUCCUCAGGAAACAAUGAAGUCAUGUCCUAUGAUGGAAGAAAGAAGGAAGACAAACAGGACAAGAGAUACCAAGGCCGAACAGAGCUCUUCCACUCUGAGUUUAGUAAAGGGAACAUGUCCCUCAAUCUGAGAAACAGCCAACUCUCUGACCAAGGAACAUACACCUGCAUGAUCUCCCUUGAAAACUGGUAUGACCAGGCAGUUGUUGAGCUGGUUGUGGUAGCAAAAGGAGAGGCGCCUUCCAUUUCCUUGGACCUUUAUAAGGGCCAUGGUAUUGGCCUCUCUUGCAAGUCUAAGGGUUGGUACCCAAAGGCCCAGGCUCUCUGGCUGGACAGCAAAGGGAAGAAUCGAACUGAGAAAUCAGAGACUACAAACACAGAGACCCCACCUGGGAUCUUCAGUAUUUCCAGUUCCAUUGUGAUACAACCAGGAAGAGACAAUGAGGUUUCUUGCAAAAUCAUCAGCAAUGUCUUACAACUGGAGAGUGAAUCCAGGAUCCUGAUUUCUGAUGUUUUUUAUCCUACCACUUCUGCUUGGCUUCCUCCUUUCAUAAUAAUUUUAUUUCUUACCCUGGGCCUUAUUCUUUUUAUGUUGCAUAAAUUGAGAAAGAGUAAUCAGAAGGCAACUCAAUCAGAAAACAAGAAGAAUGAAUUAAAACAAAAGCAAGAAAUACUACAGAAUGCAUUAGAUACAGAAAAAACUACAAGGGAAGGCAUUGUUGCUGAACAAGAGGAACGUUUUGCUCGACUCACAAUUGAACUUGAAUUUAGAAGAGCUCAGAGUUAUGAAGCUGCUGUCACUUGGGAUCUAGAUUUUAACCUACAUGAAGUUAAAAAAAGAAGCCAUCGUAAUAAGCUUCCCAAGACUGGGAAAGCAGCAGCACCUUCUGGGACUCCUUUUGUAGUGGCAAAGGAUGGUUAUUGCACGGGUAAACAUUACUGGGAGGUGAAAGUAGGGGACAGGAUUGAUUGGGAACUGGGGGUGCUGACUCAGUCUGAAAAGGAAAAAACCCAAAAUGAGAAGUUUGAGAAGUCCCUGGGGAAAGGAUCCUGGGCUCUGAAAAGUCUUGGAGGAGACUUCUUUUCUAAUUCAACUGAAGAUAAGAUUGAAAAGAAGGAUGUACCCUAUUCAGCAAUUGGCAUAUUCUUAGAUCAAGACAUGAAAAAUAUCUCAUUUUAUAAUGCAAAUUUAAUGUUCCUUAUAAAAUCUAUUCCUGUUCAGUCAACUGAAAGAUUGUACCCAUUUUUAAGUUUUGGUAAGGCUGCAGAAACCUCAAAUGAGAAGCCACUAGAUCAUCCACAUCAAAGUCCCUGUUGUUUGUCAGAGUCCAGUAGAGAGGAGGAGGCAGAAAAGUUGACUGAAAUUUCCAAAAAAUCUAUAAAAAUAAAGAGUAAAAAUCUUUGACAAAUUUAAGUGGUGUGAGUGUGUGAACCAUUUUUAACACAUACUACAUUCAUAGCACAAUCUUGAUUCCCAUAGUGAUCCCACUGAGUUCUUCCCUCUCCUUCUCAGGGGAGCUCAGCCAGGUAGAUUGUUAUGCUUACAGAGAUUCUAGGACAAUCAGGGAUAUACUGGGUAUUAUGUAUUUUCAUGUACUUUUCACCGUCUUUCAUAUUUUUAUUGUGGUAC